AUGGCACUUACACCACGUCAAGUCGAGAUUGUCAAAUCGACGGUCCCCAUCAUCAAAGAGCAUGGCACCACCGUCACAAAAACCUUCUACCACAACAUGCUCAAGGCCCACCCGGAGCUCUUGAACUACUUUUCUCUCCGCAAUCAACAGACUGGCGACCAGCAGGCCGCCCUCGCCAAGUCCGUCCUUGCCUACGCCACCUACAUUGACGACCUGGGCAAGCUGUCCCAUGCCGUUGAGCGCAUAGCCCACAAGCACGCGUCGCUCUACGUCAAGGCCGAGCAGUACGAUGUCGUGGGCGAGUAUUUGAUAGGGGCCUUUGGGGAGGUCCUGGGCGACGGGCUGACGCCUGAGGUGAAGGAGGCCUGGGUCGCGGCGUACGCCCAGCUCGCAGGUGUGUUCAUUCAGAAAGAGCAGGCGCUGUACGAUGAGGUGAGCGCAUGGAAAGACUGGCGCAAGUUUCGGAUUGCCGCCAAGGAACCGGAGAAUCAGAGCGUGGUGAACUUGUACCUGGAGCCCGUUGACGGCCAGGGACUGCCGACAUACCUGGCUGGUCAGUAUGUCAGCCUGCGCGUCCCGAUCCCUGAACUCGAGGGGCUGUAUCAGAACCGUCAGUUCAGUCUAAGCGAGGCACCAGUUGAGAAGCCCAGUCGAUACCGCAUCAGCGUCAAGAGGGAGGCGACCAACGCGGGCUCGGUGGAGGACUUGCGCCAGGGCAAGGUCCUAGGGCUCAUCUCGAAUAUCUUGCAUGACAAGUACCAUGUUGGGGAUGAGGUGCAGCUGAGCGCGCCAAGGGGCGAGUUCUUUGUGGGGAAGAAGGGUCUCACGGAGUCACAGAAGCCUCUGGUGCUGCUCUCUGCUGGGGUCGGUGCUUCCGCUCUCAUCGCUAUCCUCGACGCUGUUCUCGCAUCUACCUCUGCUACUCGCCCCAUUCAAUGGGUCCAUACGGCUCGACACACUAGCAACACCUGCUACACGCAGCAUGUCCGAGAGCAGGCCGCCAAGCACAACAACCUGAAGGCCAAGAUCUUCGUCAAGGAGACCCGUCCCGAGGACGGCAUCGGCAACGAGUACGAUGUUCUUGGUAGGAUGACGACGGAUGUGCUUGCGAAAGAGGUCGAGCUACCCUUUGAUGUCGAGGAGGCAGAGUACUACGCGUGCGGUCCGGAGGAGUGGAUGGUCGAGCUGAGAAGCUUCCUGGAGAGCCGUGGCGUCAAGCGGGACAGGGUACACCUUGAGCUGUUCAAGACAGGCGAUGUUGACCAGUAG
This is a messenger RNA of Emericellopsis cladophorae, 1269 nucleotides long. RefSeq names its product Flavohemoprotein-like protein. Gene Ontology annotation, cellular component: intracellular anatomical structure. The record is from RefSeq and is a predicted model, not a curated record. Gene Ontology annotation, molecular function: oxygen binding; nitric oxide dioxygenase [NAD(P)H] activity; heme binding. Gene Ontology annotation, biological process: cellular response to nitrosative stress; nitric oxide catabolic process. The transcript has a single exon. The coding region runs from base 1 to 1269 and encodes 422 amino acids. Lineage: Eukaryota; Fungi; Ascomycota; Sordariomycetes; Hypocreales; Bionectriaceae.